Molecule: messenger RNA, 2985 nt
Organism: Jaculus jaculus (lesser Egyptian jerboa)
Lineage: Eukaryota; Metazoa; Chordata; Mammalia; Rodentia; Dipodidae
Gene: Sycp1
Product: synaptonemal complex protein 1
Exons: 32
Coding region: 1-2985 (994 amino acids)
Biological process (GO): meiotic DNA repair synthesis; chiasma assembly; synaptonemal complex assembly
Cellular component (GO): transverse filament; synaptonemal complex; male germ cell nucleus
Molecular function (GO): double-stranded DNA binding
Source: RefSeq, a predicted model, not a curated record
AUGGAGAAGCAGAAGCCGUUCACGCUGUUCGUGCCACCCCGACUGAGCAGUCAGGUGUCGGCCGUGAAGCCGCAGACCCUGGGCGGGGAGUCCAGCUACUUCAAGACUUUUAACAAAUGUACAGAAGAUGACACUGGUUUUCCAUUUGCAAUUUCUAAUUUCUCAAAAAAUGGGGACAACAUUGAUUCAGAUCCUGCUUUACAAAAACAGAACUUUUUGCCCAUGAUUGAGCAGGUUGCUAAUUCUGGCAGUUGCCACUAUCAGGAAGGUCUAAAAGACUCUGAUUUUGAGAAUUCAGAGCCAAUGAGCAGACUAUAUUCAAGGCUAUAUAAAGAAGCAGAAAAAAUCAAAAAGUGGAAAGUGAGUAUAGAAGCUGAACUGAAGCAGAAAGAAAAUAAGGUGCAAGAAAGCAGAAAGAUAAUUGAAGCACAGCGAAAAGCCAUUCAAGAAUUGCAGUUUGAAAAUGAAAAAGUAAGUUUGAAAUUAGAAGAGGAAAUUCAAGAAAAUAAAGAUUUAAUAAAAGAGAAUAAUGCUACAAGGCAUUUAUGUAAUCUACUCAAAGAAACCUGUGCUAGAUCUGCAGAAAAGACAAAGAAAUAUGAAUAUGAACGAGAAGAAACCAGGCAAGUUUAUGUGGAUUUAAAUAAUAGCAUUGAGAAAAUGAUAAUAGCUUUUGAAGAACUUCGUGUGCAAGCAGAGAAUUCCAGACUUGAAAUACAUUUUAAGUUAAAGGAAGAAUAUGAAAAAACCCAACACCUUGAAGAAGAAUAUAGGAAAGAAGUAUCUGACAAGGAAAAUCAGGUAUCACUACUACUGAUACAAAGUACUGAGAAAGAAAAUAAAAUGAAAGAUUUAACAUUUCUGCUAGAGGAAUCCAGAAAUAACGUUACUCAAUUAGAGGAAAAGACAAAAUUACAGGAUGAAUAUUUAAAAGAAUUAAAUGAGAAGAAGAACCACUUGACAUCAGAAUUAGAAGAUAUUAAAAUGUCUUUGCAGAGAAAUGUGAGCACUGUAAAGGCUUUAGAGGAAGAUUUACAGAAAGCCACAAAAACAAUUGCUCAGCUCUCUGAAGAAAAAGAAGCUCAAAUGGAAGAAUUUAAUCAAGAAAAAGCUGCUCACUCAUUUGUAGUUAUUGAACUAAAAACUAGUAACUGCAACCUGGAGGAAUUAUUGAGAACAGAACAGCAAAGAUUGGAAGAAAAUGAAGAUCAAUUGAAAAUACUUACCAUGGAGCUUCAUAAGAAAUCAAGUGAACUGGAGGAGAUGACUAAAUUAAAAAAUAACAAAGAGGUUGAACUUGAAGAAUUAAAAAAAAUCUUGGCAGAAGACCAAAAACUUUUAGAUGAAAAGAAACAAGUUGAGAAGAUUGCUGAAGAAUUAAAAGGAAAAGAACAAGAGCUAACUGGCAAUUUAAAAACUAGAGAGAGAGAGAUACAUGAUUUGAAAGUACAAUUAGAAGCCACUGAAACAAGUGAACAGCAUUAUUCAAAACAGGUUAAAGAUCUGAAAACUGAACUUGAAAAAGAGCAACUUAAGAAUACUGAAUUAACUGCAAGCUACAAUAGACUUUCACUUGAGAACAAAGAGUUGACACAAGAAACAAGUGAUAUGGCCCUGGAAUUGAAGAGACAUCAAGAAGAUAUUAACAAUAGCAAAAGGCAAGAAGAUGUGAUGUUGAAACAAAUAGAAAAUCUGGAAGAAAAAGAAAUAAAAUUAAAGAAUGAACUGGAAUCUCUGAGAGUAGAGCUAAUACAGAAAGAAGAUGAAGUUAAAUGUAAAUUGGACAAGAGUGAAGAAAAUGCUAGAAGCAUUGAAUGUGAAGUUUUAAAGAAAGAUAAACAAAUUAAGAUGUUAGAAAACAAGUAUAAUAAUUUAAAGAAACAAGUUGAAAAUAAAAGCAAGCAUACUGAAGAACUGCAGCAGGAGAAUAAGGCUUUGAAAAAAAAGAGUGCAGCAGAAAGCAAGCAACUGAAUGUUUAUGAGAUAAAGGUCAGUAAAUUAGAGUUAGAACUAGAAAGUACCAAGCAAAAAUUUGAAGAAAUGACUGACACCUAUCAAAAAGAAAUUGAGGACAAAAAGAUAUCAGAAGAAAAUCUCUUGGAAGAGGUUGAGAAAGCCAAAGCAGCAGCUGAUGAGGCAGUAAAACUGCAGAAAGAAGUUGAUAUACGGUGUCAGCAUAAAAUAGCUGAAAUGGUGGCACUCAUGGAAAAGCACAAGCACCAGUAUGAUAAGAUUGUUGAAGAACGAGACUCAGAAUUAGGACUUUAUAAAAGUAGAGAACAAGAACAGUCAUCAAUGAAAGCUUCUUUGGAGACUGAACUAUCUAAUAUCAAGAGUGAACUUUCAUCCCUUAAGAAGCAACUUGAAAUAGAAAGGGAAGAAAAAGAAAGGCUAAGAAGAGUGGCAAAAGAUGAUACAACUACUCCAAAAGAUAAAAAAGAUAAGAAAAUACAGACAUGUUUACCAGACACACCUGAAACUGCUUGUUGGGAAUUUGAUUCUAAGGUAGCUUCUUCACAAAAUUUCUCAUCAGCUGACAAUGGCAAAGCCAAAGAAAAUAGAGACUAUCAGUUGGCAUCUACAAGAAGUUUUUUAUCUACAACAGUAGCAAAGGAAUAUAUUGUGAAAACACCAACUAAAAUAAAAAUACAGCAAAGAGAAAACAAUUAUAUACCUGUGGAAGGAAGUAAUAAAAAAAGAAAAACAAUCUUUGAAUUUGACAUUAAUUCAGAUAGUUCAGAACCUACUGAUCUAUUGAGCUUGGUUUCAGAUGAAGAGCUAUCAAGCAAACUUUACAGUAAUGAUAGUCCACCAACAUCUCAUCUUUUGGUCAAUGCGUCAAAACAGACUCCUAUAUCUCUGUCAACCUGUGCAUCUUUCCGGAAGUAUGGAGCUCUGAGAAAAACACGAGAGGACCGUUGGGCUACAAUUGCUAAACUGGAUAGAAGAAGAAAAUUAAAGGAAGCAGAAAAAUUAUUUGCUUAA